AUGGACCAACUCGCUCAGAAACUGGCAAACCAGAAGCGGCGAGCGUUAGGAACGUGCGCCGUUUUACUGUGGGGGCCACCGGGCUGUGGGAAAAGCCAUAUUGCACGAGAAUAUCUGUGGCGCCACCAGAACGAAUAUCCAGCCGGCUGUUUCUGGGUCGACUCCAAGAGCAAAGAAUCACGCUCGAAGAGUUUUUGGGAUAUUGCUCAAGCUGUUGCGAUAUUGGGAAAGGACGAACCCCGUGACCCUGGGUGGGAUGAAUCAUCAAGGUUCGUUGACAUGGUGCGGAAAUGGUUCGAAGCCCGAGAGGGUUGGCUGCUCGUAUUUGAUGGGGUGACAACGGAUAAUGACGAAGACAUCGAAGCGUUUGUCUCCUAUAUUCCGGAUCGCUCAGGCAACAACAUCAUUUACACAUCAGUAGAUCGAACGUUGGCUAAGCGACAGAGAUUACUCAACCCGGCGGGCCUCAAAGUGUUCCCCUUGUCACAGCAUGAUGCGUGUUCUCUCCUCUACAAGAAUCUGGGAAUCAAAUCACCAACCGAAGUGCAGGCCAAAAAGGCGACACAAUUGGUGAAACAUUACGAAUGCCUACCUCUUGCUCUCCACGCCGCCGCCCACUCCUUGAUCGCCAGAGGGACAUCGCUCGAAAAGUUCAGUCUUGGAACGUCCGAUCAUCGGCUGGCAGAUCCCUACCUUGAUAUUGUCUCAGCGCUGAGAGAACAUUCACAUCCCGAGGCUGUCAAUAUGCUUACAUUGCUCAGCUUUUUUGCGCAUGUGAUACCGGUAGCUCUCAUUCGCUUUGGGCAGCCUGUCUUGCAGGAAUUUGGUAUCGAAAUUCGUUCGAUAGAACGAAUAGGAAGCUUAAAGAAAGAGCUAGACAAUACGAUCGCCGUUCUUAUUCGGUAUGGGUUGGUCGAGCGGACACUACUUGAAUACUGCAUCACACCAUCAAAAACUUCCUUCUCGCAAGAAGAAUCCAACUGGAUCGGACAUAAUACCACCGACAGUGUGGGUACGACGGGGACCAUUGUCGAAACAGAACGAAACAGAGUAAGGCUGCUCAAGGAGGACUCCAGUAGUCUCGAAGGAAUAGUAUGGGCUCGCCCGGGGAGCAGAUUGGAUGAAUCAUCUUCCAAGUCGAUGACCUACAGCAUUGACAUUCUUCGCAUUCACAGCGUUGUGCAAAAGGUCCUUCUAGACGAGCUGAAACUUCGAUAUGCAGAUCAACCAGCACAUUUCUGGUGGUGGCUCUGUGUAGCCUCGAAAAUGCUGUGCCACUCUUACAUGGUCGCAGACGGCAAAAUCAAGAACACCGAAGGACGAGGUCUUGUGCGCGACUAUCGUGACUAUGAGACGCAGGCGGCCCGGUUAUGGUCACACUUUCCCAAAUCCUCCACUGAUGCCUCGCCAACGUUGCGCAAAACCCGGCACAAUCUUCAUGAAACUAUUCGAUCGAUCAAGAAGGAAAUUCAAUGUCAAUCUCCAUCACAAUCCACCGACGGUCUUCAUCAUCGAGUACAAUUCUCCGUAUUUGAACGCGCCAGCAGCACGUCUUCGGACGGUCCUAGCACCGGGAGCAGUGCUCUGACCAGGACAUCUACCUGGACGCCGGAGCAUGUUGACGAUCAGACUGAAUCACCAGUCCAAAUGCAUCUUGGACUGGAUUUGGAUGAUGGGGAGUCCGAAGGAAGCUGGACGGAUAGGUGGUCUCAAUCUGGAAUGGACAACUCUAAGGUCCUGUUCCCAGGCACAGGUCGAAGCCGACGUCCCAGCAACUCUGAUUUAUAUGUGACGUCGCCUGCAGAAACGAGCCUGGGUGAUGUCCACCAACCUUCGAUUCUACAAGCGAUAUUUCAGGGCCGGCCUCCUCACUCUAAAAGGCCAAAGGACCUGGGGGAGUGGAAACCCUUGCCAGUUCCACCUACUUUGUCUCGCGAACAAGUCCAGAUCCACUCAAGAGCCUCCUCAUUUACUAGCGGUAGCGAUGACCGUACUGCGACAAGACCGACUUCUACAGGAUCAGAAGCAUCUGGAGCUCUCGCGGCGAUUCAUCGGGCUAGCCCCCCUCCCACAAGAGGUGGAAGAAUAAAAUCACCUACGCGUCUACAAUGUGCCAGGCCAGCAUCAGAUGAAGGACGUCUGCCACUAUCCACAAAAUCCCCAAAUCAGAAAAUGUCACCCUUGGCUACGGAAUUUCUGCCGAGCCGAUCUCUGCCGACUUACGACUCAUCCGAUAUUGCUCGAAGACACACCAGGCAUACCUCAUCCUCGCCCCGGCUGACGCAUACCGCGCUGAACAACCAAACGGCUACGAAGAUGGUCCCUUCAUUUCCACAGAACGAGAAUAUUACAAUUUCACAACAUCCUGAAUUUUCAAGCAUGCGAAGUCCUUCGAAGCGUUAUUCAAGACAAGAAGCAGAUGGUCUACUUUCUGCAAAGUCCGUUCUUACAGGCUAUAGCUCGCAGCCCAUGUCACGCGAUACAUCUAAGGACUCGACUACGUCACACGCAACAGCCCCCCCGGCAAUGCCUGGGUCGGCCUCACUGGGUACCUCUCCACAAAUACGUGAGCCUUAUCUGUACAGCAGACCAGGCUUGACUUCCAUUGACGUGGCUUCUGCAAAUUCAUGGGACGACAACCUAGCUAGCGCGGCUGAUCUAGACGAAACCCUUCCACUUAUGACUAGUAUAUCCUUCACAGGCAGAGACAUUUUUGAGAGGCACCACGAAGGGCUGGGAAGUAGUGUUCAAUUUGGCCAAAUGUCUCCAGUGGAGCUUGAUAGGGCACGAGCGCGUGUCUCAAUAGCCCGUGGACGGAGUGUGGAUGGUCGGUUGGAGAAAAGCCCCAGCGAAAGAGGCGUCUCGGGAGUGGACAGGACCUGA
Molecule: messenger RNA, 2883 nt
Organism: Fonsecaea erecta
Lineage: Eukaryota; Fungi; Ascomycota; Eurotiomycetes; Chaetothyriales; Herpotrichiellaceae
Exons: 1
Coding region: 1-2883 (960 amino acids)
Molecular function (GO): ADP binding
Source: RefSeq, a predicted model, not a curated record